AUGGCGACACCACAAGAAAGACACCCCGAACUCUUCAAACCCGUGAGUAGUGAGUCGCCUCGGGGCAAAAAGCGAUCUGUCCCAAUGGAAUGUUUAUGUCUGGGGUUCAACCGGACUGGUACGGCAACAAUGUGCAACGCAAUGGAGAUUCUCGGGCUACCCUGCUGGCACUCCAUACAAUUCAUGUCAACCAGGUUUCCCGACGUGGAAAUGUGGCAAGAAGCCGUCGAUAGGAAAUUCUUCGGGGCAGGACCCAAGUUCGGGCGACGCGAAUUUGACCAGCUCCUUCAUGAUUUCGGGGCAGUAUCCUCCGACACGCCAGCAAUUGCCUUUGCAGAUGACCUAUUAGAAGCGUACCCAGAGGCAAAAGUCGUUCUUGUGGAGAGAGAUAUCGACUCCUGGUAUAACAGCUGGAUGAACAGCGUGAUCAAAAACACAUAUGAUCCCUUCGUGACUGUUAUUUACCACGUGGAUCGCUUCUUCACCCACCCCAUAGGAAAGAUCCACAAGUCCACUUUUGACGGGUGGAUGGGUAUUAAAAACCCGGAAGAUGCGCGGCUCAAGAGCAAGGCAAAGUAUCGUGAGCAUUACGAGCUGGUGCGAAGACUUACACCGAGAGACCGAUUGCUGGAAUUCAAACUCGCCGAGGGCUGGGGGCCCCUCUGUGAGUUUCUUGGGAAACCAGUGCCGGAUGUUCCCUUUCCCCACGUCAAUGAGAAGGCAUGGCUUGACGAGAAAGUGCAGCUGUCGCUCAGACGUGGAAUGCGACGUCUUGCUUGGAGGAUCUCGAAAUUCCUAGCUCCGUUGGUUGUGGCUGGAGUCAGUUACUAUGUGUACUCAAAGACUUGA
Messenger RNA from Penicillium longicatenatum, 849 nucleotides. Its product is annotated as sulfotransferase family protein. Lineage: Eukaryota; Fungi; Ascomycota; Eurotiomycetes; Eurotiales; Aspergillaceae. The record is from RefSeq and is a predicted model, not a curated record. The transcript is spliced from 2 exons. Bases 1 to 849 code for a protein of 282 amino acids.